AUGAGGAGCGGCAGGAGAACGAGGAUGAGGUGGCUCCCGACUACUGUCAGAGCGCAACCCUGCGGCUGCUCCGACCACUCGGCGCCCAUGGACGGCCUUCGCAGUUGUGCGGGAAAAGCGUUCCUGGCUGCGGUGGAGCAGGCGCGUUGGAGCAGCAAAGGAGUGCGAGAGGAGGGGGAGGAAGGAGAAAGAUUUGAAACGGCCUUCACGAGCCCAAAUGGACGACGACGGCGCUUCCCGUUUUUGUCAAGUCAGGUUCUUCUGUGUGGGAUGCAACGCGUGACCUUUAGUGCUUUGUGCGAGAGGCACGGACUAAGUAGGCUACGUACCAUGUUGGCUAUUGACGAGCGCAUGGUGGAGGCGAUCCGGUGCCUCCAGCUCGUAGGCAUUGUCGAUUGA
This is a messenger RNA of Prorocentrum cordatum, 399 nucleotides long. NCBI's taxonomy places the organism in Eukaryota, Dinophyceae, Prorocentrales, Prorocentraceae. The record is from the annotation of a GenBank genome assembly.